CUGUCCGGCCUGGUGUGGGCCGCGCUGCUCGCGCUGGGCCACAGCUUCCUCUUCACCGGGGGCACAGUCAGUGCCUGGGACCAGGUGCCCUUCUUCCUCUUCGUCAUUUUCACUGUGUACACCAUGUUGCCCCUGGGCAUGCGGGAUGCUGCUAUCGCGGGCCUGGCCUCCUCAGUGUCACACCUGCUUGUGCUGGGGCUGUACCUUGGGCCGCAGCCAGAACCUCGGCCUGCGCUGCUGCCCCUGCUGGCGGCAAACGCGGUGCUCUUCCUGUGUGGGAACGUGGUGGGAGCGUACCACAAGGCGCUGAUGGAGCGCGCCCUGCGGGCCACGUUCCGAGAAGCGCUCAGUUCCCUGCAUUCACGCCGGAGGCUGGACACGGAGAAGAAGCACCAGGAACACCUCCUCUUGUCCAUCCUUCCUGCCUACCUGGCUCGGGAGAUGAAGGCAGAGAUCAUGGCGAGGCUGCAGGCUGGGCAAGGGUCCCGGCCUGAGAGCACCAACAACUUCCACAGCCUCUAUGUCAAGAGGCACCAGGGAGUCAGCGUGCUGUAUGCAGACAUCGUGGGCUUCACCCGGCUGGCCAGCGAGUGCUCUCCCAAGGAGCUGGUGCUCAUGCUCAAUGAACUCUUUGGCAAGUUCGACCAGAUCGCCAAGGAGCAUGAAUGCAUGCGGAUCAAGAUCCUGGGAGAUUGUUACUACUGUGUCUCCGGGUUGCCCCUCUCUCUGCCAGACCACGCCAUCAACUGUGUGCGCAUGGGCCUGGACAUGUGCCGGGCCAUCAGGAAGCUUCGGGCUGCCACUGGCGUGGACAUCAACAUGCGAGUGGGUGUGCACUCAGGGAGUGUGCUCUGUGGAGUCAUCGGCUUGCAGAAGUGGCAGUAUGAUGUCUGGUCCCAUGAUGUCACCCUGGCCAACCACAUGGAGGCAGGCGGUGUACCAGGGCGCGUCCACAUCACGCAGGCCACGCUGUCCCUGCUGGCAGGCGCCUAUGCGGUGGAGGAUGCAGCCGUGGAGCCCCGGGACCCAUACCUUCGGGAGCUGGGGGAGCCUACCUACCUGGUCAUCGACCCCCGGGCCAAGGAGGAUGAGAGGGGCCCUGCUGGAGGGCUGUUGUCCUCCCUGGAGGGGCCCAAGAUGCGUCCAUCGCUGCUGAUGACUCGCUACCUGGAGUCCUGGGGCGCAGCCAAACCGUUUGCCCACCUGAGUCAUAUAGACAGCCCUGUGUCCACCUCCACCCCGCUCCUGCAGGAGAAGGCCCUGGCUUCCUUCGGCCCGCAGUGGAGCCUGGACCGGAGCCGUACCCCGCGGGGCUUAGACGAUGAGCUAGACACCGGGGACGCCAAGUUCUUCCAGGUCAUCGAACAGCUCAACUCUCAGAAACAGUGGAAGCAAUCGAAGGAUUUCAACCCACUGACGCUGUACUUCAGGGAGAAGGAGAUGGAGAAGGAGUACCGGCUCUCGGCACUCCCUGCCUUCAAAUACUACGCAGCCUGCACCUUCACAGUCUUCCUUUCCAACUGCAUCAUCCAGAUGCUGGUGACAAACAGACCGCCAGCCCUGGCCAUCACCUAUAGCGUCACCUUCCUCCUCUUCCUCCUCCUCCUCUUCGUCUGCUUCUCGGAGCACCUGACGAGGUGUGUUCUGAAAGGUCCCAAGAUGCUGCACUGGCUGCCUGCGCUGUCGGGCCUGGUGGUCACCCGGCCGGGCCUGCGAGUCGCCCUGGGCACCGCCACCAUCCUUCUGGUCUUCCUCAUGGCCAUGAGCAGCCUGUUCUUACCAGCAUCGCCCAGCUGCCCUUUCCCGGCUGCCAAUGUGUCCUCCGUGGCUUUCAACCUCUCCUGGGAGCUCCCUGGGUCCCUGCCUCUCAUCAGUGUCCCGUACUCCGUGCACUGCUGCCUACUGGGCUUCCUCUCCUGCUCCGUCUUUCUACACAUGAGCUUCGAGCUGAAGCUGCUGCUGCUCCUGCUGUGGCUGGCGGUCUCCUGCUCCGUCUUCCUGCACUCCCACGCCUGGCUGUCCGACUGCCUCGUCGCCUACCUCCACAGGGGCCCCUGGGAUUCCAGGCCGGGAGUGCUGAAGGAGCCCAAACUGAUAGGAGCCCUCUCCUUCUUCCUCUUCUUCUUCACCCUGCUUGUCCUAGCUCGGCAGAAUGAGUACUACUGCCGCCUGGACUUCCUGUGGAAGAAGAAGCUGAGGCAGGAGCGGGAAGAGACGGAGACGAUGGAGAACCUGACCCGGCUGCUCCUUGAGAAUGUGCUGCCCGCGCACGUGGCCCCCCAGUUCAUUGGCCAAAACCGGCGCAACGAGGACCUCUACCACCAGUCCUACGAGUGUGUGUGCGUCCUCUUCGCCUCCGUGCCGGACUUCAAGGAGUUUUACUCGGAGUCCAACAUCAACCACGAGGGGCUGGAGUGCCUGCGCCUGCUGAAUGAGAUCAUCGCGGACUUUGAUGAGCUGCUCUCCAAGCCCAAGUUCAGUGGAGUGGAGAAAAUCAAAACCAUUGGCAGCAGCUACAUGGCAGCCACAGGUUUAAAUGCCGCGUCCGGCCAGGACGCACAGCAGGAUGCUGAGCGAAGCUGCAGUCACCUUGGCACCAUGGUGGAAUUUGCCGUGGCUCUGGGGUCUAAACUGGAUGUCAUCAACAAGCACUCAUUCAACAACUUCCACCUGCGUGUGGGGUUAAACCACGGACCAGUGGUGGCUGGCGUCAUUGGAGCCCAAAAGCCACAAUAUGACAUCUGGGGCAACACAGUGAAUGUGGCCAGCCGCAUGGAGAGUACAGGCGUUCUGGGCAAGAUCCAAGUGACUGAGGAGACAGCUCGGGCCCUGCAGUCCCUGGGCUACCCCUGCUACCUACGGGGCAUCAUCAAAGUCAAAGGCAAAGGGCAGCUUUGCACCUACUUCCUAAACACAGACUUGACACGCACCGGACCCCCCUCGGCCACCCUGGGCUGAGUCUCCCGAGACCCCCAACAAAGAGACUCGGUGUAUCUCGGAGCCGCCUGCUGCCAGGCGCUUUGGGUAGAGUCGGAGAUGGCCUUUCUCUUUCUUGCCAAACUGACUGCUUCUCUGCAUGAAGGUGAAGGCGCGAGCCUGGAUGAGCCCGAGGUGCUGAAAGUGGGUAUUCUGUUUGCAAACGGAGGAAGGCGACUGCCUCCGACUGCCUGCCCGCUUGCCAACCAGAUUCCAGUACAGUGUGCACCUUGGAAGCAGAAGGAGCUCGCACCGCGUGAUUCAAAGCAAGGACCUGUCCUUUCCUGUCACCUGCUCACACGCAUCGGAAGAGCUAUCCAGGGAAAUGCCAUUUGACCCUGGUUUGUUCAACCAACACUAAAUAAGCACCUACUAUGUGCCUCAUAGGCAAGGGAGUUACAUGCCUGGGAAGCAAUCCACUGGGCCCCUCCCAGUUUCAGCUCCUCUUCUCAGGCGGCCCGCCAUGCUUUCUGAUGGUACUUUUAGACAACUUGGGGAUUCCCCGUUAUCAGAUCUAUCAGAUGCCCUCCACCCCCACUUCCUUCUGCACCGCAUCAUCUGGGCCUUGAAACUUUGAUGGCUUAUUCUCACCUGCCCAUAUUUUGGAGUCCAUGCGCUGCCUAGACACACCCAAGUCUUCCGUAGCUGUUGCCCAUGGAAUUUGGGGGCUUGCUUCCCUGGUUAGUCUUUUGGAGAGAUUUCAAAACUACGGGUUCCAUGGCCACUUCCAUCUUCCCAACAGGCUAUUUGAGCAGAACUGGAUUGACGCUCUCUAAACAACAGACAAGCCCAGCAAAUUAGGACUCCAUUCCUCACUCGGGCAAUCUUUACUUCCUGGGGGGGGGGGACCAGGAGCACAAAAGGCCACCCUGUGCCAUGGUGUGGCUGGAAUGUUGACAUGUGAAUUCUAGGGGGGAAGAAAAGGAUGGAGAUUCCCUAGAUCGGUGGUUCUCAACCUGUGGGUGGCGACCCCUUUGGGGCUUGAACGACCCUUUCACGGGGGUCACCCAGUU
Molecule: messenger RNA, 3989 nt
Organism: Echinops telfairi (small Madagascar hedgehog)
Lineage: Eukaryota; Metazoa; Chordata; Mammalia; Afrosoricida; Tenrecidae
Gene: ADCY4
Product: adenylate cyclase 4
Exons: 24
Coding region: 124-2958 (944 amino acids)
Biological process (GO): intracellular signal transduction; cAMP biosynthetic process; adenylate cyclase-activating G protein-coupled receptor signaling pathway
Cellular component (GO): plasma membrane
Molecular function (GO): adenylate cyclase activity
Source: RefSeq, a predicted model, not a curated record